AUGGCGUCGCCUGAGCAAUCACCAUCAGAGAACCCAAACACACCUCCGUCAUCAAAUAGCAAUGAAGAGAAAAAAACGUCGUCAAAUAAUGAUAAAGAUUCAGGUUAUGAAUGCAAUAUUUGUCUUGACACAGCUCGCAACGCUGUGCUAUCGCUUUGCGGUCAUCUUUUCUGCUGGCCAUGUAUUCAUCAAUGGUUAGAAACUCGUGCACAUAAUCCAACAUGUCCCGUAUGUAAAAGUAGCAUAUCGCGUGAGAAAUUAAUUCCAAUCUAUGGUCGAAAUGCGAACCAAACAGAUCCACGAAACACUGUUCCACCACGACCAGCUGGUACGAGAGAAGAACCUCGACCUAAUCGAAAUUUCGGUUUCGGUGAAGGCGUAAACUUUCAAAUGUCGUUUGGCUUCGGGGCAUUCCCAUUCGGUUUGUUUCAAACAACGUUUGCUACAAAUAAUCCUGAUUACAAUUAUACACCACCACCACCAAAUACACCUGAACAUCAGCAACAAGAAUUCUUAUCUCGUUUAUUUCUUGGCAUUGCAUUAGCUAUCUCUAUCAAACAAUUGUUAACAACCAAGAUGAUCCAUACACAUAACGGAUCUGUAAUGACAAACGACAACAGCAGUACAAUGAAUGUCAUUUUCCUCAUCUGA
This is a messenger RNA of Adineta ricciae, 651 nucleotides long. Lineage: Eukaryota; Metazoa; Rotifera; Eurotatoria; Adinetida; Adinetidae. The record is from the annotation of a GenBank genome assembly.